AUGCAGCCACGCUUUGAUGUGGCAGCGUACAGACCAGCUGCUGCCAAGACCCCAUACGCCAGACCCCUGGAGGUCGGAGGCUUCAGUCGCAUCGAUGGCGAGCUGCAUUUCGACAAGCGCGCAUUGCGCCGAUACAAAGCGCCGAGGCUGCCGAACUCGCUCGCCACUGGAUAUUCGGACUUCGUGCCGAAGCGCGACGACAAGGCCGCGGCGGAGCAGUGUCUCUUGGCAGCAGUCGAGCGCUACGCGGAGCAAACAAGUAGAGCGCACUUCGUGACGUACCGCAAUAAUCUAAACAAGCUACUCGCAACGCUUCAUUGCCCGAACGACGAUUGGUCCAUUGGUGUCAAGCGCCUCGCGGGCGACCAGCGGUGGCUGCUGCGCGUGCGAGACACGCCGCGGCGGCGCGACGAGGAACGGAGCCAGUCGGACGCGCAGAGGCUCAUGUCCUACUUCGGCUACCGCUUCGAGGCUUUGUGUACUGGCCACGAGGGGACCAUCGACGCCAACGAUGAGUACGUCGGCCUGUUUAAUUGCAAACUGGGUUCGCAUCGCCUCGCCGUGGCGGCCGAGAUCGACAGCGUCGACGACGCCGGUACAUAUGUGGAGCUGAAGACGAAUAAACUGCUCGCGUCGAAGCGACUCGUGGGCACCUUCGAGCGGUUCAAGAUGUUCAAAUUCUGGGUACAGUCGUAUCUCGUAGGAACGCCACGCGUGAUCGUUGGUUUUCGGGACGAGGACGAACUAAGGAAGCUGCAGAGCUUCGACACGCUGGAGCUGCCGGGACUCGCGGCGGCGGGCGCGCAGGGGCGACCGUCGUGGCGGCCGCAGGCGUGCCUCGGCUUCGCGGACGCGGUCCUGAGGUGGCUCCGAGCCGCGCUCGACGCCGCCGACGGUGACGCGUAUGUUGUGACGUAUAAUCCCGAAGCGCGCGCGAUUUCGUUCGCCCAAGACGUUGAAGCUGCGAAGCGGCGGCGACAAGAAUAA
Molecule: messenger RNA, 987 nt
Organism: Pelagomonas calceolata
Lineage: Eukaryota; Pelagophyceae; Pelagomonadales; Pelagomonadaceae
Source: the annotation of a GenBank genome assembly